AUUGAAUCCUGCGAUAGCCGCCGCCAUUGAAGUACUCAAGCGCUAGUGAGCGUUUGAUAAAUAUCCUUAAAAAUCAUAUAACACAAAUUUAAUCUAAAACCUUGAAGUGAAAUUGAAAAUUUUAAGUUUGUAGGAAGUGUAUUUGAAUCUCAGACACCAUGUCUUACAUGCUCCCGCAUCUUCACAAUGGCUGGCAAGUGGACCAGGCUAUUUUAUCUGAGGAGGAUCGUGUGAUAGUUAUUCGAUUUGGUCACGACUGGGACCCUACAUGUAUGAAAAUGGAUGAGGUUUUGUACAGUAUUGCUGAGAAGGUAAAGAAUUUUGCAGUAAUUUACUUAGUGGACAUUACGGAAGUGCCCGAUUUCAACAAGAUGUACGAGUUGUAUGACCCUUGCACGGUCAUGUUCUUUUUCAGGAACAAGCACAUCAUGAUUGAUCUUGGAACUGGUAAUAACAACAAGAUAAACUGGACCAUGGAAGACAAGCAGGAGAUGAUAGACAUUGUUGAGACUGUCUACAGGGGCGCCAGGAAAGGACGGGGUCUUGUGGUGUCUCCAAAAGACUACUCUACCAAAUACCGAUACUGAUCUCUGCUUCGAUAUUUAUUCAUUAUAUCAAUUUUUUUCUUCAGUGUCAUGGUUGGACAAUAUCUGUGCAUUCAGCAAAAACCUCAUCUAGACUGUGUAUUGUUUGAUUUUUCAACCCAUGUUUGAAUGUUUUACACUUGCCUGUGUGUGGUCAUUUGUGUUUUUAUAGUUUUGUUUUCUUUAAAUGCCAGUUUAUAAUAAAUGAACAAUGAUUUCAUGA
Messenger RNA from Paramisgurnus dabryanus, 807 nucleotides. It is a transcript of the gene txnl4a, whose product is annotated as thioredoxin-like 4A. NCBI's taxonomy places the organism in Eukaryota, Metazoa, Chordata, Actinopteri, Cypriniformes, Cobitidae. Gene Ontology annotation, cellular component: spliceosomal complex; U5 snRNP; U4/U6 x U5 tri-snRNP complex. The record is from RefSeq and is a predicted model, not a curated record. Gene Ontology annotation, biological process: mRNA splicing, via spliceosome.